AUGAUUGCCAAAGAAGUCACGAAAAGGAGGGGUCGACAUAGAAGAAGUUCAACCUGCCCAACUGGGUCGGAGUUAGGGCAAACUGACCUUGGUGACCAACACUUAGAAAACACUAAUGAAGGGCUUCAUAUUGAAAGCAUACAAGCUCAAAGUGAUAAAACUUGUGGUCUUUGUAACACCAUGAAAAUCGAGUGUCUAUUAGGAGAUAGGAAGCUUGUGGGGAAGCAAGGAGAAGGACAAAUAGAUCAAUUCAAUUUUCUACUUCAAGAUAUUCCAGAAGAAGAUAUGCAUCAAUUAUCAUUAAUGAGAAAGACAAAUCGAAGCGUAUCAUUUAAUCAUACAAAGGAAUUUCUCGAUGUACUGGAUGUACUAAGCGUAAAUAAGGAGUUUUUCUUAAGAGUAUUAGAGGAUCCUGGAUCUUCUGUAAAAGAAAAAUAUUUGGCUAAGAGAGUAACGACGGGAUCGAGUAAAACAAAAUUCUUAACAAAAUCAAGGACAUUUCCUAAAAUUGAUUCCUUAAAUAAAAAGGAAUCCUCUUUCUCUGGUUUAUUUAGGACAAAGAGUAAGUUAUAUACUAGAGAAGAUAAUUCACAACAAUUUAUGUAUGAAAAUCUAAGUAAUAUGCAUAGUGGUCCAAUUGUAGGAAGAAGAUUUAAGGAUCUUAGACAAAAAAUAAGACAUUUGAUUAAGGAGAACAGAAAGGAGAGACGAAGAAUUGCUAUGGAUGCCCUCCUUCACAAAGUUCCUUAUGGCCAAAGAGUAUCUGAAGAAAGGGCAAAGGAAAUUCCUUGUGUUAAUGUAAUAUGUAAUCUUGAUUCAUCUGUUUCUCCAAAUGAAAAUAAGGAUAGAAAAUCUCAUAAAAGAAGAUCAUCUUUUGAUGAUUCUUUGGACAAGUAUUGUCAAUUGUUUGAGACAACAACUUCUAGUAAAGAACCUAGAAUGAAUAUUCAUGAAAGAUCGAAAUUGAGAGUCAUGGAUGAGAAUUCAUAUAGGAGUAACCAAAAGGGCCUUGUAAGGAUAUUGUCGUCUCCAGAUCUUCAAGUGUUUUUGAGCAAUCGGUUUGAAGAUUAUGAUGGACAUAUUUCUUCUAGAACACCAAAUAGGAAGAUCAGUUUUAGCGAAAGGAAAGUCGAAAACGUCUUAAACAUUGAAGGAGAAGAUAAAUGGUUUACUAACACAACCAAAGAAGCUACUUGUAAAGCUUCGGAAGAAUAUCGGGAUGUCAGCGAUACAGAAGCAUUAUCAUUGAUCAACGAUGAUGAAGAAAAUGUUGCAAUAGACAAUGGUGACCCAAGCACUGAACUAACACAAUCUUUAAAAGUGGAUACAUGUGACAUUAAUGGUGACACAAUCUCUACACAACCUAUGGUUGUAAUUCAUGGAUCCCGAUCGGAGAUGGAUUCGUUUGAACUUAAAGGAACUUUAUUUGAAGAUUAUGACCCACUACAAUCACAAGAGUUCUCCAAUGAGGCCCCAACCUUUUCUUGCGUAAAGGUUGUUGAAAAUGAAGUAAGCAGCCCCAUUCAUUAUCUAUCUCCAAAUCACCGCCUUCUACGAGUAGCUAGUUAUGAGAAAGGUGAAUUUAACUAUGUUAGAGACAUCUUACAACUCUCUGAAUAUUCGGGGACCAAAGUUCUCGGGACUUGGUACUCAUCUGAUCAACCGGUAAAUCCAUCUGUGUUUGUCGAACUCGAAACUUGCUCGCUUCUGGAGCCGGAGAUGACAUCUUCGAUUGAAGACAACCAUAGUAAUCACUUGCUAUUAUUUGAUAUGAUAAAUGAAACAUUAUUAGCUAUUUAUGAGAGGUCAGUAUCCUAUUGGAGUGCGCCUUUGUCCUCAUGCUCUAAAACUCAUCCUAUGCCUAAGGGACACCAUGUUCUUGAGGAGGUAUGGAAAUGUAUACAAUGGCAUAUUUGUUGUUCGAGACGUGAGCUUGACACUUCUUUAGAUUACAUUACUGCACGAGAUCUUGCCAAGUACGAUGGAUGGAUGAAUGUUCAGUUUGAUGCUGAAUGCGUUGGACUAGAGGUAGAAGAUUUACUCUUUGAAGAUCUUUUGAAUGAACUCAUUAAUUAA
This is a messenger RNA of Beta vulgaris subsp. vulgaris (sugar beet), 2076 nucleotides long. RefSeq lists its product as uncharacterized. Lineage: Eukaryota; Viridiplantae; Streptophyta; Magnoliopsida; Caryophyllales; Amaranthaceae. The transcript has 2 exons. The coding region runs from base 1 to 2076 and encodes 691 amino acids. The record is from RefSeq and is a predicted model, not a curated record.